Messenger RNA from Cryptococcus wingfieldii CBS 7118, 1422 nucleotides. Its product is annotated as NADH:flavin oxidoreductase/NADH oxidase. The record is from RefSeq and is a predicted model, not a curated record. Gene Ontology annotation, molecular function: oxidoreductase activity; FMN binding. Lineage: Eukaryota; Fungi; Basidiomycota; Tremellomycetes; Tremellales; Cryptococcaceae. The transcript is spliced from 5 exons. The coding region runs from base 1 to 1422 and encodes 473 amino acids.
AUGGAGGACAUUAAGCUCAUAGCCUCCCCUCUAACCCUGCCAAAUGGUGUUGAAGUCCCAAACAGGCUCGUCAAGGUUGCGAUGGCAGAAGGUAUCGGCCUCGGCGGCGGCCCUCCUACACCGGAGCACGAUAUAUUGUACAUGAGAUGGGUAGCAGGCGGAUGGGGAAUCGUCAUUACUGGGAAUGUCCAAAUCAACCCUAAACACCUCGCCUCCCCUUACGACCUGACAAUCGACCCCACUUCAGCCUCUCAUAAAUCCCGAUACAUGCACCUCGCCCUAAUGGCCCACUUUACGCCGGACAGACCUCUCAUGAUCAUGCAACUCUCGCACCCGGGUCUGCAAUCGUCGAGUACCUUGAACUGCUCUCGCGCUCCAUGGGAGCCGGCGAUAGCUCCAUGCAGCGAAAGACCGACCAUGGGAGGCGGAGUCUUGGGAAAAGUUUGGCAGUAUGUGGGCUGGCCUGUGAAGAGCCGGAAAGUGAGCGAUGUGGGAGAGUGGUUGGCGAUCGUGGAGCGUUUUGUAGAGGCCAGCGUCAUGGCUGGCGAUGCCGGUUGGGAUGGUGUGCAGGUGCAUGCGGCCCAUGGCUACCUGCUCAGCUCUUUCAUGUCGCCUCUGACGAAUUUUGAUCCUCUGCCUCUACCGGGUGUUCCGGAAGACGUUCCUUUGAAUCUACAUCUACUCUACCUCAUUUUGAAGGGGUUGAAAGAACAGACAGCUGAGUUCUUCAUCAAAGCUGUCAAGAUCAACUGUUCAGACUUUGUACAAGGAGGCCUCGACGAAGAGCAAGCCUCCGAUAUAAUCAGAGCCAUCGUAUCUUGGAACCUCGUCGACAUUAUCGAAAUAUCCGGCGGCACCUACACCAACCCCGCCUUCACCUUCUCCUCCUCCAUCUCAUCCACCACCUCCAAACGACAAUCCCUCUUUGCACACUUUACCUCCAAGCUCCUUCCCACCCUUCCACCUCCCCCCAAAGGUCCGGCUAUCUUGCUCACAGGUGGUCUACACGAUAGAUGGGUCAUAGCCGACUCUCUCCGUGAGCGAGCUUGUGAUCUGGCAGGUAUAGGCAGACCCGCUUGUCUGAUCCCGGACCUCCCAGACCGGGUGCUUUUGAACCCAGAUGUGCCUGGCAAAUUCACCCAUGUGGGAGGAUACACAAUACCCAAGGGCGACCUCGCCAAGAUCAUGUUGGGCGGAUCAAAGAAGGAAGGCAAGGGUAUACCGCUCGUGGGCGCAGGAGUCUCGACAUUGUGGCAUACAUGGCAGCUCAGACGGAUGGGAAGAGGCAUCGAGCCUGAUAAGAAGUUGACAUGGUUCAAGGGCUUGGUACAGGAGGAGAUCUGGGAGGGGUUGGUGGUGAGAGGUUGGAGAAGAGUGAGGGGAACGAGAUCUGAGGUAUAUCAGAAAGUUCAGUUGGGUUAG